Moesziomyces antarcticus is the source of this 2301-nucleotide messenger RNA. RefSeq lists its product as uncharacterized. Lineage: Eukaryota; Fungi; Basidiomycota; Ustilaginomycetes; Ustilaginales; Ustilaginaceae. The coding region runs from base 1 to 2301 and encodes 766 amino acids. The record is from RefSeq and is a predicted model, not a curated record. The transcript has 4 exons.
AUGGAGCCGCUGCAGCACCGCCUCGCCGGCUCGACUCCCUUGCUCUUCGAUACCUUUCAGCUGUCGGGCAAGUGCCCAUCCGUCCGUCGCUGUGAAGGUUGCGAGCAUGUGUUGCUGUCCCGAGUGCCGCGAUGGAAUGCCCCCUAUUUCGGUGGGUGGGAGAGCCGGAGAGCCUCGUGUGCGUAUGUCGAAGCUGCAGCCGUGCAUGUGGACGGGGAGCCCAGCUCUGCCGAAAUCAGUCCCAGUGGCAUCGCAGCCACGCAUUUGGCGGCACGGCGUGUCCGAAGCGCAGCAUCAGCAUCAUCACCACCUGCAGCUGCAGCCGCCGCCGCCGCCGCCGCCGCCACGACGUUGCAAGCUCACCAUCACCUCCCUUUUACAAUCACGCUGGCCAUCGUCAUCCGAUCCACGCAUUUCUGCCACGCACGCAUCUCCGCCCAUCGGCUUCACCGUGCGUCGCCAGCAAAGAAGCAAAAGAGCCGUGAUUCGUUGCGUCGCGCAUUCCCGACCCACCUUGCAAACCCUAUCUUGCGUAGGGUAGCAUCAAGCGCGCGCGCCUUCAUCCGACACCCACCCGGCUUCAUCUCGCUCCAUCUCUUUCUCUCAGAUCAAAGCAGAGCUCGGACGCACGCAUCCAUGCCGCAACAACGCAGCGGCGCGCAAUCGCCCAACGCAGCCGUCUACAGGCGCCAGUCUCCUAGUCUUGUCUCGUCUCAUACACACUCCUUUUCCUUGUCGCCGACUCUCGUUUUGGCACUCGCAAUGGCCGCACCCGUCAACGACACGCCACCCGCUCCUGCUUCUGCUCCUGGCCCCGAAUCGCCACCGCCAUCAACACCACCGAAACAAAUCGCUGGUGUGCCGCGCUCGCCUCAAUCCAACAACGCCUCCGCUGGCACUGACACUGGCACUGGCACCACCGGCUCCGCCGCCUCUCCUGCCAAUGGCGCCGCCAACGCUUCCAACCCCAACAGCGACACGAGGCUGACCACCAGCUCCACCACCUCCUCUACGCCUUCCUCGACCACCACCUCUUCCACCCCCUCGUCCACCUCGACUACAUCCUCGAUCCCCAUCACCACCUCCACCUCCUCCUCGGCAGCCCCGACCACUUCGUCCACCAUCCCCUCGACCUCCUCGGCUCUUCCCACCACCUCGUCUUCCAUCGCAUCCAUCACCUCGGCCUCCACCGCCUCAUCCACCCCCAUCCCCGUCGUCACCGUCACCUACACAAGCACAGGCACCGAUGGCGCCGUCGUCACCGGCGUAAGCACCUCGUCCAAUCCAACCGCCACGAGCGGAAGGAGCUCCGGCUCCUCCAGCGGCUCCAGCCCCAACCUCGGCGCCAUCAUCGGAGGCGUCGCUGGCGGCGUCGCAGGCCUCAUCAUCCUCGUCUGGCUGAUCCUGCUCCCACUCCGCAAGCGCGCCAAAAAGGCAAAGGAGGUCGAGUGGCUCACCUUUGGCCAGGAGAACGACCACGUCAACGAGUCGUCCGCAGAGGCCGUCUACGGUCGCGGCGCCGGUGGCGGCAGCGGCGGCAGCGGCGAGGGCAAGAUGGGCGGAUCCGUCGCCAACGUCAACGAGAUCCAGAUGGACGACAUGGAACACGAAAUGGCACAGCAGCCCUACCACUACCAGAACGUCGACAAUGGCGCCGGCUGGGCCGCAGCAGGUGCAGCAGGUGCGGCAGGCGCAGGUGCAUACGCGCACUCGCAUGCGCAGCACGACCAGUACGGCAACGCGCACGACGGCUACGACGCCUACUACCACGCGCAGCAGCAGGGCUACGGCGGACCGCAGUACCAGCAGUACGCCAUGCAGUCGCACCAGGGCUGGGCGGGGCAGCCGCAGGUGGCCUACCCGUCCGAGGCAUGGGGCGCCGCUCCGGGCUACACGAGCCCCGUCCAGUCGCAGACGCACGCCAACGCCGGCCUGCAGCACAGCCUCUCGGUCGGAUCCACCAAGGUGGGCGGCGCGCCGCGAACCGCGUCGGCGGGCGGCGGAUCGCAGUCGGGACACGCCAAGGGCUCGCAGGAGGGCCACGGCGGCAGCCAGUACGGCGGCGGCUACACUUCUCCGCCGCUGGGCGCGCAGUCGCCGCAGCAAUUCCCGCAGCACUACCAGGGCCACCCCGCCGCAUCGUCGCCGCCGCAGCACGCACAGUACUACCACGGCCAGCAACAGCCGCAGCAGCACGACCAGCAGCAGGCGUACUAUGCCGACCAGCAGCAGCACGACCAGCGCUCGGGCUCGCCUGCAUCAGGACAUGGCGCUGGCGGUCUUCACCUCGCCAACCCCUGA